GUUCACUAUCAAGCGAGGGAGGGCCUGAUCCUGUACAGGUCUUGUUAUCGUAUGUGCUUUAUUUUAAGGGCCACGUCUGUAAAAUGGCUUCAUUGUCCCAAGAAACGUUGCAGGAAAUAGAGAGAGUCAUCUCAGAAGCAACUGUCUGCUGCAAUGCGAGGAAAUAUAAGGAGGCGGAAGAUAUUUAUAGCAAUUUGAUAGACGGGUUACCGAAAGACUCUCUGCUGCCAGAAGAGAAGGCUAAAGUGGCACUCGUCUAUAACAACCGUGGCCACAGCAGAUACAAGCAGGUGCAGUUUGAAGAGGCCCUGGAUGACUAUUUUUAUGCCAUUUGUCUGAAUCCAAACUUUGCUGUGGCAUACUACAACAGGGGAACCAUCACAUAUCGUCUCUGUGCUGCCAUGCCUGAAGAGAGUGGUGAAAGACAAGCCAUGUGUACCCGAGCUAAAGGUGACUUUUCUGAGGCAGCGAGACUUGACCCAGAGAAUGCUGAAUUCAGAGAAGCUCUCAAUCAUUGCCUUGAUGUACCUAGAGGAGUUGCUGUUAGUGUGUCAUGCGGAGUGGUGUCUGAGUCUGUCAUCAAGUGGACUGAGUACCCCUUAAGCCUCUUGGUGAAACUCCUCUUCCUUUUGGACAAGGGAGAUUUGACUGCUCAAGGGAGGAGUAAUAAGGCAAAGGCUGCAGCUCAAGCUUUCCAUGCCAUAUUGAUGAAUGGGAUCUGCAGUUCUGACCAAGUUCUAAAUGAACUGCAGAAACGUCUUAAAGUGCUAGUUAAUUAUGGUUUCUUCGAAUUGCGAGCUGGCACUGAAGCUGCUAAGUACCAUGUUAUUCAACAGGAUAAAGAUCUCCUUUCAUUCACUGAUACCUGUCACUAUCUGGGCAUUCACACAAAUAAUGCUUUGGAGGGCAAGAUAAGAAAAGUCAGAAGGAAGCUGAGGCUAACACCUGUGGAGACUACCUGGAACUUCUUCAUACAUUCAGAAAAUCUCUGGAUAAUGAAGAUGUGUGAUUUACUAACUCCUAGACAAAUACAUAAAUUUCUGGCUAUUAUUCAGGAAAAGGGUCUUUUACAAAGAUCCUCUGAUCAAUACUUAACUGUAUUUGAAAACAUGAUGCAAAUUGAUGGAAUGAAGGAAUGUUUAUUCUUUUACAUGAUCCGAUGUCUUGAGUUCAAAGGCACCUACACUAAAACAGUUAUGGAUGUUCUGGAAAAAUUGGGACAAGAAGCAAAAACAUGUCAAGAGAGAGAUAUCAUCACAGACCUUACAAAAGAUUUAAGGUGUUAUCCCUCAAAAUGUCACCCUACAGGAUACUGUAUUGUUUUCUGUGUAACUGUGGACAGAGAUGGAGCAGAGAGUGAAAUAGAGAAAGUUCAGAGAGUAUUUGAUAAAAGUCUAGGAUUCGUAGUUGAAAUACAGAGAGAUCCAGUAAAGGAAACAAUUAACACAGUCCUAGAGAAUUUGAAGAGCCCAAAAUAUGAUUUCUAUGAUUCGCUGAUUGUGUGGUUUAUAGGGAGAGGAGGAGAUGAGUUUAAACUUGCAGAUGGCACUUACUACAGUAAGAAGAAGAUACCAAGUGAUUUUUGUGGAUUAAAGACCUUCAGUAAGAAACCAAAGUUAUUCUUCAUGGUUUCAGAUCAAGAAGAAGCAUUACCAGCUAUUAGUCAUGAUGUAGAUACUGGAGACGGAAGGGAAAUAGGAAUUACCAGGAAUAGUUUUCCAGACAUCACAGCACCUCAGGAGAUGGAUUACCUGAUUUCCAGUGUAACUUUGCCAUCAGAAUGCUCAUCCAUAAAUAAGUGUAAAGGGUCUCCUUAUGUUCAUAGCGUUUGCAAACACCUGGAGAAGCACUGUGGGCAGGAUAUAAUGAAGGCCUUUCAAGAGAUUCAUAAAGAAAUGAAUUUUUCCAAUGGUUUCAUGCGAGCCCGUCCCUACUACAGUUUUGCUUUACAGAAGAUGUUUAUUAUUCCCAAAGCUUAUAAGCAAAUGUAAAACUGCAUUUAUUACUGUUAAUUAUAUAUCACACAUGUGCUUUGCUCUUGAAAGAUUGUAACAACAGCUUCCACAUAAAUGACAGAAAUUAAUAGAUUGCAUAAUUUGGAAUAUGUGAAUAGAAACUGUUGCUGGUGGUGCACCAUGCAACAGUGUGGACGGCACUUGUUCUUGUGGGGCAUGCAGCUCGUCUUCCUGGCAGUCUCAUUGGUUGGAGGUGUGAAUGUGUUGGUGAUGGAUGCAGAACAUCAUUGUCAAACCAGCUAUGUCUCUCCUGUGUUGAAGGUUGUUGAGGUUCAGUUGAUACUGUUGGGUCGUGUCUUCUAUGGUUUUCUUCCCUCUUUCUUGUAUUCUAUCCAAGAUUUAGAGCCUAGUGAUGCUUGCUCAUACCCAUGGGAGGUAGAAGUACUCGAGUGAAGAGCGAUUUUGUGCCUUGUAGAGGAGUCCCUUCCCUUCACUGUCCAGCAGAUAGCUGAUUCUUCUCAAGGAUGCAAGUUUCUGUGAAGCCCUUCUCGCCAAGCUUUCUGUGAGACUUUUGAAUGUCUCUUUUUGUUGUAUGUGAUGCCCAGUUUCCUCUUGUGGUCUUUUUUUUUUUUUCCACUGAAGUUAACUUUGAUAUCACUGUUCAUCCUCUUGACAUUCAUAAGCUGGGUUUUAUUCAGGGUAAAGGAGACCUGCCAUUUCUCCCCCAAGUCAAAAUUUGUGUGAGUCUGUCAUUUAGUUUUUCUGUGAUGGCAUCCUGUUCCCUAGGCUCAUACCUAAAGGAGACUGUUCCAUCAUCUGCAAAUGCUUGGGCAGAGGGCCCAGUAUGCUUCCUAUAGGGACACCUUCUUUGAUAUCGUAGCAAGCAGAGUGUUUUCCAUUGAGGACUACUUUCAUUUGUCUGUUAAGCAGAUAAUAUUUCAAAAGGACCAGGAGUUCUUCAUCCACUCCAAAUGCUUUUAACUUGCUUAACAAACCUAGGUGACAUACCCUAUCAAAGGCUCCCUCUAUGUCCAGGGCUAGAACACAGGUGUGCUGUCCACAGUAAAGUGCAGCUGACCAGUCUGCAGUUAUCUGUAACAGCAGGUCGGCAGCAGAGCAGUUCUUCCGAAAGCCAUAUUGCUGGGUAGACAGGUGGUUUUUGUUGAGGUGGUUUGUUAGGUGAGAAGAUACUAUUUUUUCAAGUAUCUUGCUGAUAAUUGAUAACAAGGAGACUGGACGGUAAUUUUUUGGACUGGCUUUGUUCCCCUUUUUAAAGAUGGGGAUAACAUUACUUUGUUUCCAAAAGGCCAUUUGCAGGAGAUUAAGCAUGUUAAAAAUUAAUGUGAGAGGAGAUGACAGCUCCUUUGCACUCCUCUGGUGAGACAGAGGUUAACACCCACAGUUCCUGUAGCUUUUCUUGUCUCUACGUUGUGCAGGAGCUUCUCCACUUUUUUCUCACUUCUUAUAAUCCUGCUUAUUUUCUCAUUACUCAAGAUGGGAAGUGUAGAUGGAUUUUGCUCAGCAUAUGGAUCUGUCAUUUUACUUGAGAAAUGUCUUGCCAAUGCAUCUGUCUUUUCUUAGGAGCCUACUUCUAGUGUCCCAACUUUUGUUAUUAAGGGUGGGAUAGUUUCAUCCUUUGUGUUUCCUUGCUUGUUUUUGACAAUAUUCCACCAUAAUUUUAUUCCAACUUUACCAUCUUUUAGUUUCUUUUUUGUAGUUUUCUCUCAUUGCUGAAUGGCCCACUUCUGAAUAAUGUUCCAUUUGUUGUGCAGCCUGUCUAUGAAAUUACUUGUUUCUAUUUUUAGGAUUUCUUUUAUAAAAGAUCCAAGGUUGAUCAGAGGGCUUCGAUAAGUAGUUAAUAUGAGGUUCAAAACGAUUUUGUAUCCUCAUGAAAACAGAGAUGAAAGAAUUAACCUUCUGAUCAAUAUUGCCCUGGAUUUCAUUGUUCCAUUUUAUGUGAGACAGAGCCUCGUCACUGUUUUGUAUAGACCUCCAACCUUGGUCCCUCUUGGGCUGGGCCCAGCUACCACUCAAUGCUUGAUUCCAGUUUACAUUACCUUUUGUUAUUUACUGCUUUGCAUUAUAAUCUUUUACAAAUAAAUAGUCGAGUUGUA
Messenger RNA from Penaeus chinensis, 4069 nucleotides. RefSeq lists its product as uncharacterized. The record is from RefSeq and is a predicted model, not a curated record. The coding region runs from base 84 to 1991 and encodes 635 amino acids. The transcript is spliced from 6 exons. NCBI's taxonomy places the organism in Eukaryota, Metazoa, Arthropoda, Malacostraca, Decapoda, Penaeidae. Gene Ontology annotation, biological process: proteolysis. Gene Ontology annotation, molecular function: protein binding; cysteine-type endopeptidase activity.